Messenger RNA from Fusarium odoratissimum NRRL 54006, 1871 nucleotides. RefSeq lists its product as uncharacterized. The coding region runs from base 118 to 741 and encodes 207 amino acids. Gene Ontology annotation, biological process: regulation of DNA-templated transcription. The transcript is spliced from 2 exons. The record is from RefSeq and is a predicted model, not a curated record. Gene Ontology annotation, molecular function: sequence-specific DNA binding; zinc ion binding. Lineage: Eukaryota; Fungi; Ascomycota; Sordariomycetes; Hypocreales; Nectriaceae.
GAGUGAUUAUAUAGAAAUUCACGAUGCCUGCAAAAAAAGCUUCCCCUUGAGAUCGAAACUCCAAAAAAGCCUCCCUUUGGGGCCGUAAAGGCUGUGGACCAGAUUAAAAAUACCACAAUGUCCUGCACUCUGCAUAACUCUCUCAUUCCCGUAACAACUCUUACGACCAAGCAGGACAAUUUCCAAUUCGAUCCCGAGCGUUUCGGCCGGCCGCUUUGCGAAGUCCCCUUAUUCCAGACCGCGACGAUCCCGUCCACGCUCUCUAAGGAUCGAAAAGCUUUCAAGCCAAGGUUUAAGAUCAUGCCAUGCCAAUAUGCGCGUAGUAUUGAAACCGCAGAGCCAGAGGUUGUAGAGCCGCCGCGGAAGAGCAGCUCCAAGCGGAAGUACAAGAGUCCCGAGGGUUGGCGGAGUAAGCACAAGCACCACUCCACCACGCGCCGAUCACCGUCGCGACAGGCUACUAUUUCCUGUCCCUGCGCGCGGGAACACAAAGCACCCAAGGCGCCGGAUCAUACAAGGUCUUGCGAGUUCUGUCAUGUAACCGAGACGCCGAAAUGGAGGUCUGGACCAUCAGGACGUCGUACCCUCUGCAACGUCUGUGGAUUGCUGUACGCUAAGAGGGAGAAAAAGGCCCGGUCGUUCUUACUGGAGAGGGAGUUUGGGUGCGACUCUGUUUCUGACGCAUCGUCGUGGUCUACAAAGGUCUCAACGGAGGAUUCUCAUUCAGCAGGACUGCGAUGAUCAUUCAACCUCAUAUACUCUUAUACCCUGCCAAGCGGCCCCCAAUGAUACCUCACUGCCCCUCACUCUUGGCAAGUGCAUUUGGAAAGGCACGGCAUGCAUGGGCAGGAGAGGAAACAUUCACAUUUUUUUAUUGCAGCGUUCGAGCGUCAUAAUCAUGAAAGAAACUGAUGACGCAUUGGAGAUCAGGAAACCAGGCAACAUAUCAGGAGUAUUCGGAGCAAAUAAAGUUUAAAGAAAAUACUAAACCCAUUUCAGCAAUUUUUUCCGGUAAUAGCAGAAGAGGAGCGUUGUCAAAAUAAUAAUUGCAUCCAAUCGCGAACUGUUUGGCAGCUCAUUAACAAAGGUCCCUCCCAACAGCGACCGUGAUGUCAAAAUCGCAUCAGAAAACAUAACCAAUCACACCUUUCACAUCACCUCCGUAGUCGUCCUCCGAUCUUUUAAAUUUCCAUUUGCUACCGUCCUACAGUACGACGUCGCAUCGCCAGUCCCGUUCAACAUUAGCAUUACCUCAUCUUAGCGGAUUCCGGAGAGGUGCGGAGUUCAGGGUAACUCUAACAUCUGACUUUUUACCCCUCAAUUGGCUGACGGGAGCUUCUUUCAGCUCAAAUGCCGACUCUAGAGCGGGGGGAGGUCGACACAGUGAGAACAAACCAUCUGAUCCUCGGCGCAAGCGACCUGCGGCAAAGAUUACACUGUACCACACACCAGACAGGUCAUCCGCCCAUUUUGUCCUGUGUUUAGGGUGUAAUAGGUACGAGGAGUAACGCGCCGUGGCUUACGCGUCGGUAAACGAGGGUUGCAACUCUUUGAGACGAAAUCGUUUCUAAUCAAUGUUGCAAGCAGGACGGGGGACCAGUCUUAUCUAUCAAUCGUAGACAGACACGGCACAGAGGCCAAGGCGCCAUGCAAGGAACUGUGGAAACGGGCUUACUGUCACGCCAGGUUGCUGCGAGGGACAGUGUCCGAGCGGGUGAGACGUCUCAAGGUUUGAGAGGAAAAAGCAAAGGUAAACAAGGGAGUGGGCGACUCCUGAACAGUUGAGAGAACAGUGUGAUAGACUGUUGGCCAAAGUUUAAAUGGAGCGUUGAAUGAAUUGGAUGCUGAGAAACAUCGGAUUUCCUUUUCCC